Molecule: messenger RNA, 2345 nt
Organism: Rhipicephalus sanguineus (brown dog tick)
Lineage: Eukaryota; Metazoa; Arthropoda; Arachnida; Ixodida; Ixodidae
Gene: Dhfr
Product: dihydrofolate reductase
Exons: 3
Coding region: 261-833 (190 amino acids)
Biological process (GO): tetrahydrofolate biosynthetic process; folic acid metabolic process; glycine biosynthetic process
Cellular component (GO): mitochondrion
Molecular function (GO): NADP binding; dihydrofolate reductase activity
Source: RefSeq, a predicted model, not a curated record
AAAGCGACAAAGAAAAGGGAGAGAAAAGGACGUGGCACUGGCGCACUGGUGCCCUUUCACCACUUGCACUAUCAAUCUUUUCGCGCACUUUUGCGUCUUCCCGCCAUAAACUUCUCGCAGUUUGUGAAGUGCAUAUCUGGAAUCGCUGGCCGUCGAUUGCGACAGCGGUGACGACUAUAAAAGCCGCGAUAACGGUCUCGGUGGUCUCGGGCGGAAGGUGAAAAGCCGCGGAAGAGUUGCCCGGCAGUCCGAUACGAACGAUGUGUCCGAGCGGUGCCAAGAACGCGGUGUCGUGCUUCGCCAUCGUCGCUAUGUGCCGCAACCGUGGGAUCGGCGUAAACAACACCCUGCCUUGGCGUCUCAAGAAAGAGCUGGCCUACUUCUCGCGACUCACGAAGGAGGCGGCGGAGGGAAAGCAGAACGCCGUCGUCAUGGGCCGGCUCACGUGGGAAUCACUGCCGCCCAAGUCCCGGCCCCUGAGUGACAGGAUAAACGUUGUGGUGAGCAAGACGCUAACAGAGGUUCCGGAGGGACACCACGUGGCGCGGAGCUUUCCAGACGCUGUGCAGAUUUUGCAGAAUCUUGUCGAUGCUGGAAAGGCAAGUGCGUUUGUGAUAGGAGGGGCUCGGCUGUAUCGCGAGCUGAUCGACAGUCCCCACUGCAGCCGCAUAUACCUCACCGAAAUCGACAAAGAGUUUGAGUGUGAUGUCUUCUUCCCGGAAUUCGACGCCAGCAAGUUCCGGCUCAUCAAAGAGGAGGGCGUGCCCGAAGAACUGCAGCAGGAGGGUGAUAUAACGUACCAUUUCCGGGUCUACGAGCGCGUGAAAAACUGAACGUCACGUCUUGGACCUCUUGUGGACGACGAGAAGCGUUACUGCGUCACCAGGGAUGAUGCUGCACCUUAUUGCAUCUUUACAUUUUACAUUGAAAAAGCAUCUUUACAUUGAAAAAGCAUAUUUAUGCUGGCUUGUUGGUACAUACUGAAAUUUGAAGACAGCGCUAGGAUUGGACACACAAUGGAAGUGACAAGAUAGGGUGCUGAGUAACAAGUUUAUUUCACCGUAGCCAGAUAUAUACACCCUCAGAAAAAACCAAGGAUAACUUUGAACUCUAUUGAGCACUCUAUUUCGGCUUAUAUGUUGAAGAUUACAGUCAGUGAUCGAGAUAUCCAUGCUCUUUUUUCACCAUGUCUUUUUAGCAGUUGUGCCCCAUCCUAGUGUUGUUUUCAUAUUUUUUUCUGUAUUAGAAUGCAGAAACUCGCUAGACUGGGCCUGGUUGGCACUAUUCCCGAACAAAAUUGACCCUCGCUCCAGAGAGGAUGAUGCAAAGACGACAGAACGCGUCUUUGUCCUGUCUUUGACACUGUCUGAUUCCGUCCGUAAGCUUUAGACGCAUUUCUGCUUUGUGCGCAACUGUUUCUCGCCCAUUACAGAAAGUGCUAGGCACUAUUUUUUUUACAUUUGUACAUGCUCACUCUCUAUUCUUAGAUUACCGAUGAAUAUCUGAAACGUACGGCGUCGUCUAUUGUUAAAGAGAGCGCCUAACGAUUAAUGAGGUGACGCAACUGCAACAUUUCUUCAUCAAUGGAAACAAGUGCCUAAUAUAUACUAUAAUCAGGUGUACUGUCUGUUCACGACAAACUUGUUUGCGGACUUCCGUGCCAUAUCCGAGUGAUUACGGCACUAAAAUAAACGUUCCCUUUAAGAGCAUGCCACAGUGUACUUGCUGACAUUUGUCAUUCACUUGUGCUCAUUUGAAAAAAAAAACAAAAAACAUUUGCAUGUCUGUUAGUGCUCGCUAAAACAGACUUAGCAAAACACUGGUGCUGUUUCUUCAUGUAUCUUCAUCUUCAUGUGCAGGAAUCUACGUUCAAGCAUCCAAGCUUGACCUACGUGAUAAAGUUAACUGUGGUUUCAAAACAUUUUUGUUUGGAAUAAAAAAUGGAUUGACCGAAAAUGUGAGCAAAUUCAGGGUGAACUGAAUUAUUUCACAUAAAAGUGUUUCAUAGAUGUCCAAAUACAGUCUCGAAGGAACAACCUACUGAUCUAAACUUGCUAACCAUUUCCGUACUGGUGACGGGUAAGUGGUCAUAAGUGAAAAGUUCCUCAUCUAUCAAUUCCUCUCAGGCUGCCGUUUGUGUUAUAUUAGGUAGCGUGCAUGUACUGGUUUCUCUUUACAUGCAUGUGCUUGAUGUGUGCACUGAAAGCUUGGCUUGCCACACUUCUGAGACACACGGUACAGUGUUUUCAAAUCGCCUGCGGUACGGAAAUAGUUACGAUUCCGUGUCCGGUGUUUGUCUCUUUAGACAAGCAAAUGUGCUUUUGCAGUGGUCAGUAGCCUCAUAG